Aricia agestis (brown argus) is the source of this 557-nucleotide messenger RNA. RefSeq lists its product as uncharacterized. The record is from RefSeq and is a predicted model, not a curated record. Bases 54 to 512 code for a protein of 152 amino acids. The transcript is spliced from 3 exons. Lineage: Eukaryota; Metazoa; Arthropoda; Insecta; Lepidoptera; Lycaenidae.
AAUGGAAUUGGUUUCAAUUAAUUCAUACACCAUCAUCAGAGGCCGGACGCAAAAUGCAAUGGAUUUUGUUGUGUUUGCUACCCGUUGUGUUUGCAAUCGAUAUAGAUUAUUACGACGAUACAUUGCUGCGGGCCAGAGACGAUGAUGAUAGUGUAUGUAUUAAAUGGAAACGGGAUGACUGUGCCCAGAGAUGCAGGCCAGACUAUUCCGUUUGCAUCGGAAACGUAUGCUUCUGCCUCUCAUUGACAUACGGUGAAGACAAGAAUAUACUGCGUCACCACAUCGCUCAUUUCUGCCCGAGCAUAGACAAGGCUAAGCAAUGCAUCUUCAAAUGCAUGAAGUCCGGCCAGCCGGCGUUCUGCGGCAAGGACAAUGUGUGCUACUGCGGCCACCGCUACACCCCGAUGGAUGACAACAGCAAAAACAACACGAAGGCGGCGUACAGUCAGUUCAGGGAACUGUACCAGAAAUACUUCGGACCCAACUAUGCUGAUGAUUAUGAAGUGAUCUAAUUGGAACGGAUUAUGCCACAGUCACAGAAAUAAAGAAAUAAAAUG